Molecule: messenger RNA, 1514 nt
Organism: Prorocentrum cordatum
Lineage: Eukaryota; Dinophyceae; Prorocentrales; Prorocentraceae
Source: the annotation of a GenBank genome assembly
GGCUGAAGCGCUGGGCCCGCCUUGGCUCCAGGCAGGGGUGGCUUCACCACGGGGCGCGGGCUGCGCCCUGCGGCCGGGUCGUGCCGGGGAUGUCGGAGAAAAAGAAGAAGAAGGUGGAGGUGUAUUGCGUCAAUUGCACCGCUAAGAAGGAGCCCGCAGGCGUGUACUGCGUCGACUGCAAGAAGCCCCUCUGCAAGUUCUGCGUGGCCCUGCUGCACCACCCGACCACCAAGGCUGAGAAGCACUCGAUCGAGGAGGUGGACGCCGAGCAGUCCCUGGAGAUCCUGACCCCCAUACUGCUGGAUUUGCUCGUGCUGGGGGGCGUGGCCUUCCUGAUGAGCGGGUCCAGCAUCACCCCCGAGUACUUCCAGGGGACGAGCUACUGCCCAGGGAUGGCGCAGGCCAGGUCGGCGUUCAUGAAGUACGACCCGAACUUGUUCUUUUACUUCAAGGCAGACAUCGCCAAGUAUUGCGACCUGGAGGACUCCUACUGGAGGUUCUUCAUGGACACGUGGAUCCGGGGCGUCCUCACGGAGACAGACACGUGGCUCCUGAUCUGUUCCGAGCUGAUCAAGGCUCUUGUCUUCGAGGAGCUCGUGCGCAUUGUCAUCUCGCACGUCAUCCCCUGGUUCUUCGCGCCGGUGGCCACGCUGGUGAGGUUCGUGGAGGUCCAGAUCCAGAGGUUCACGUAUGACCACGAGGGGCGCAAGCACACGCUCACCCACUUCCUGGAGAAGACCGCGAAGGUCGUGGAGAAGAUCAGCCUCGCGCCCAAGCUGAAGCUGGACUCGGGCAUCGCGGUAGUCCCGAGGACCCUGCGCCGCAGGAGGCCCAGCGAGGACUGGCUCGAGGAGUGGUCGUACCGGUGGAGCCGCCUCACCCGCAGGCAGCACCUCUACUCGGUGGAGGCGCACCGCGCCUGCACCUUCGUGCUGAGGGGCACCCUCGUCUUCGCGGUGAUUGUCCGCGUGGCCUGCAUGUUCACGGGCGGUGAGCUGUUCAGGAGCCUGGCGCAGCUCUUUGGCGCCGACAGCGUGAUCGAAACCCACCUGCAGUGGUUCGAGGAGAACACCGGCAUGACCCCCAAGUCCAAGGGUGGCCACAUUUCCGACUGGGCCGCCGCCGUGCUCGUCCAGCAGGCCCUCAGCGGCAUCGCGCCGCGCCUCUUCGGCAGUGCGCAGGGGCUCGGCAAGGGCGUGGUGAGCCUCUCCGGGGCCUCGGUGUGGGUGCUGCUCAGGUUCGCGGUGGUGUUUGCGCUGCUGGCGGGGGUCAUAUUCGGCGGGCCGAUGUUCAUCUUCUGGAAGCUGGGGCGCCAGAAGGAGGACUUCAAGAAACGCUGGGGAAAGCCCACGAAGGAAGGGGGAUACGAAAGCGGGUACGGCAAGAUGGUCUGGGGCGACAUGUCGAAGACAAACCCGUGCUGCGACUGGAAGAGCAACAGCUACAGGCCCGAGUAGCCAGGGGGGGUGGCCGUCGCGGGCGAGGGAGCAUAGCCAGCGAUGCGGAGCGGCAUG